Tachysurus vachellii is the source of this 2385-nucleotide messenger RNA. RefSeq names its product programmed cell death 1 ligand 1-like. The transcript has 8 exons. Gene Ontology annotation, cellular component: external side of plasma membrane. NCBI's taxonomy places the organism in Eukaryota, Metazoa, Chordata, Actinopteri, Siluriformes, Bagridae. Bases 161 to 1087 code for a protein of 308 amino acids. The record is from RefSeq and is a predicted model, not a curated record. Gene Ontology annotation, biological process: cellular response to lipopolysaccharide; cell surface receptor signaling pathway; T cell costimulation.
UUUACCAGUAAACUCUACAGUCUGUUCCCCUCCGUUGUUCACAUUUUCUCCGCAGUCGCACUGACGCUAUGCCUCAGAAAAAUAAUUCUGCAAACUUCACAAGUUCAUUAACAGAUUCUGACUCCGAGGAUUUACGAUAACGAGCUACAGAACGGUUCCAAUGAGGGGUGAAAUAUUUAUGCUGAUCCUUGCCACAUGGCCAUGUCUCCAGGCUCUCUUUGUUGUGGAGUCGGAGCAAAAGUCCUACGAUGGAGAAGUCCACGAUAAGGUCAUGAUGGGAUGCCGGUUUUCACACAUCCCCAGCGUUUCACGUGUAUCUGUCAUUUGGAAGCGCAUCGACCCACUACCGACUCUGGACGUCUAUCAGCUGGAUAAGGGACAUGAGAAACCCAACUUCACCAACCAGCACUACAAGUCACGGGUACGGCUCCUGAGGGAGGAACUGGAGAACUUUCGGGCCGUAAUCGAGAUCUCCCGGCUUCGUCCGAACGACUCGGGAACCUAUCAGUGCAUUGUGAUCCAGGGCGAGGGUGACUACAAGCAGACGCAGCUCAACGUCCGAGCACCAUAUACGCCGAUUAAGAAGACCUUCAGGACAAUAAGCAAAAAGGAGGUGGAGCUUUCCUGCGAGUCACAAGGCUUCCCGUUGGCUCAUGUCACUUGGAGCAACAGCAAGUUCAAUGCGCCAUAUCUGACAAACCGCUCAGAAAACAGCCAGGUUCAAAACAGCGACGGCUUCUUUGUCGUCACCAGCAGAUUAGCCGUGACAUACGACACGGACAAUUACACAUGUUCCUACGUGACCGACGAUGGCAAAACGAGCCAGAAGGCUACGUUCGUUAUCCCAGAUGAAAUUAGUGAGACGAGUAAAUGGACCGCAGGAUACGCAGCCAUUUUGGUCGUGAUGUGCGUGGGUUUAGCCUUUGCCCUGCUGUUUCUGCGAAGGAGAAAGAAAGAGCAUACGCGUCUGGAUACGUCCGCGGUCGUAUGUGAAUCUCAUGGUCAAAACGGGAGAGUGACGUCAGCUGACAAUUUACUUCCAAAAUCAGAUUCCAGAGUCGAUUCCCUUACUUUUACGUCAGAGUAGAAAACCAGCACCUCCCAGACCUGAGGAAACACCUACUUCAAGACGGGAAAUAAGGAACCAGGAAAAAAAAAAAGCAAAGACUGGUUUCCUCUUCGUGUAACUACUUUAUUUAAGACCUUUUCCUCAUCUGAGAGUUCCAGAGAGUUUCCAAGACUUCAUAGGAGCUGAAAGGGAUUUCAACUCCAAGACCCUAGAAGGAGAAGAACUGCAGAAAAUCUCAGCGACAUUCUUCUAUUAAACAGACAGUUUCCUCAUCCUGGAUGGAUAUUUGGAAGUAGGCAGGAAACUGGUCACUUCCUGCAAGAGCGAUGGUGUCACAACGUAUCCUGGAAAGCGCUGCAUUCUGCGACAGGAAGUUAAUCAAGCUUUAAACUCUGCCUCUCCGAAUCAUCUCAAUAGGUUUCGUGUCUUUACUCAAUGGAUUCAUGGAAAUGAAUUUUUUUCUCAACUCUUCUGUGCGCUAAGCUUUCUUGUACUAGCGUCACUGAUUAACUGUACCGGCUACACACAUACACACACACAUACACACUGGAUAUCUCCGCUUCACCUUCUACCGUGUGCCCAAACAUUAAACGGGAACUUAGAGCAAGUUGGAAGCGUAGAAACGACAGACCACACGCAUCAUCGUUAGUCGAUUGAUGGACUUGCUGACUUGUGACAUCAUACCAAUCUCAAUUUACCGCUGUUGUUGCGAUUCUUCGUCCCAUGUUGCACACGUGUACAAUAAACGUACCGAUACGGUACCUACAGUACAGUACCACGCCAACAAACCCGUAGCUGACUGUAUGUUAAAUUUAUAUAUUUAUUUUUUUAACUCUAAUCUUUUCUUAACCAGUUGUUUCAUGUCCUGUUUAGUCAGUUUUUGUAAUAUUUUGUACAAUAUCUUUUGUAAUAUACAUUUUUUAAAAUUCUAUACAUAUUUUAAAUCUUUUAACGGCACUUUUUUCGCUUGAAUCAAAAGUCAGAACUCUCGGAGUCUCUUGAUGUUUUUUCAUGUGUACCGAAGCAGUAUUUAUAAAUCUAGCUUUCUGUAUAAUUCUGUAUUAUAGUUUAAAUGUAUAGAAAUAGAUAUAGAUAUAGAGAUUCACACAGACACGUCUGUACUGAGCGUGAGGUUUGCAUUUCCGUUUCCUUUCUCUCGUAUUGUUGCACAGUUUCAGCCAGGAUUAAAUGACAAGCCAACUUCUCUUAGCCAAGUGAGGAAAACACUGCAUUGAAGUCUUGUACUGUUUUAUUUCUAUGAUGAAAUAUGAGAUGUUUUGUGUGUAAUAAAACGUAUGUUUGCUAUAUGUCUUUAA